This is a messenger RNA of Labeo rohita (rohu), 1623 nucleotides long. It is a transcript of the gene ndr1, whose product is annotated as nodal-related 1. Bases 237 to 1412 code for a protein of 391 amino acids. Gene Ontology annotation, biological process: BMP signaling pathway; SMAD protein signal transduction. Lineage: Eukaryota; Metazoa; Chordata; Actinopteri; Cypriniformes; Cyprinidae. The record is from RefSeq and is a predicted model, not a curated record. Gene Ontology annotation, molecular function: growth factor activity; type I activin receptor binding; cytokine activity. The transcript has 3 exons. Gene Ontology annotation, cellular component: extracellular region.
CUGUUGGUUUCGAUACACGACGACUCAGGGACAUGUGUCCCUUUAUGGAUCACAGAGGCACUUCAAAGACCCAAAGGACCUCACAGACCAUCAAAAGACUGCAAGUUUCUAUAAGUGAACUUAGAUGGCCUGCCAGCACUCAUGACAUUCACUUUCCAGAGGACGGUGUAGGAGAAAGAGCUCAGGGACAGUCUUCUUCCUCAGCGUGGUGGAUUACAGGCUAACCUUGAUUUGACAUGAGGCGGUUUACCUGCGGGGUCCUGAGCGCGGUUUUUGCGCUCUGCGUCGGCCUGGUGAGCUCCACGGCGUCGUUUCCUGGAUUCCACGAAGCCUUCAGGAGCAGGAUGCGCGCACAUGACAGGAACGGCGGGGGUCAGGCGGGUCACAGCCGACACACGAAUAGAUAUCCGCUGUAUAUGCUGCACCUCUACCGGACACUUCUGACUGGAGACGACAAACAUAUGAGCCACGAAAACCCGACUCUUUACGAGUCCGAUUCGGUCUUGAGUCUCGUCGCCAAGACUUGCCAUCAGAUUGGUGACAAACUAGCCGUGACGUUCGACAUGUCCUCCAUAUCAACAAACGACAACGUCCAACGCUCUGAGCUUCGCAUUCGACUUCCAGAAUUCGCUUCUGAGAUGGAAGUAGACAUCUAUCACGCGUCCAAACGCGAGUGCGAACGAAGCCCCUGCGACGAAGUGCGGAUUCACCUCGGCACGGUGAAGGCCAAACCAAUUGAGUCAACCUCCCGUUCCUCUUGGAGGGUCUUCAACAUCACGGCGCUGCUCAACUACUGGUUGCUCCAAGGUGAAAGCAUGUUCUCGGAGGAACCCGUUCAGAUGCCUGCAAGAUCUGAGGACGAGGGGCACGAGAACGUCCCGCAUCUUACAGCCAACAGGGUCAUGAUGGUGGUUUACUCCAAGCAGGAUCGAGCGAAGACGUCCACCCUCAUUCAGACCGCAGAGCACUCCAAGUACGUAGCUCUGGACCGGGAACCUGCACCUCGGCGUCACAGGAGGAACCACCGGAUUGACGACAGAGUUCGUGAUGCAGCAGCUAGCACGAUUCCAGGUGCUUCACAAGAUGAAGGAGAGAAGAAAUCUCUUUGUAGGAAGGUGGACAUGUGGGUGGACUUCGAUCAGAUUGGAUGGAGCGACUGGAUUGUGUAUCCGAAGCGUUACAACGCCUAUCGGUGCGAAGGCAGCUGUCCUACACCUGUAGAUGAGACCUUCACCCCAACCAACCAUGCCUACAUGCAGAGUCUUUUGAAGCUACACCACCCAGACCGCGUCCCAUGCUUGUCCUGCGUUCCCACCCGUCUGGCUCCGCUCUCAAUGCUCUACUAUGAGAACGGCAAGAUGGUCAUGAGACACCACGAAGGCAUGGUUGUAGGAGAAUGUGGCUGCCAUUGAAUCUCCAAACCCCAAAGAACUCAACACUAGCACUUUGGAUACAUUCCUUAAAUCCAGAAAUCGUAUUUAAGCACAAACGAAGAUAAAUCGCUUUAAUUUGUACAGUAUUUUCACUUGGAAUCAAGAGGCACCUGGGUGACUUAAUGCUUUGUGUGUUUGCCUAAUUUGUAAAUAGUAGAGUAUGUAAAUGACCAAAUCUAAUAAAGUGUUU